Molecule: messenger RNA, 378 nt
Organism: Ostertagia ostertagi
Lineage: Eukaryota; Metazoa; Nematoda; Chromadorea; Rhabditida; Trichostrongylidae
Source: the annotation of a GenBank genome assembly
CAGAAUUUCGACUAUCUCUUAGUGCUAGAUUUUGAAGCCACUUGUUGUGACGACGGAAAAAUACUUCCUUAUCAGGAAAUCAUAGAGUUCCCGGUUGCGAAGCUUGAUGUUCGCUCGUGGACGGUCAAUUCGUAUUUCCAUCAAUAUGUGAAACCAACUGUCAACCCCGUCAUCACAUCGUUUUGUACACAUCUUACUGGUAUCAUCCAGGAAAUGGUCGACGAACAACCAACUAUUGACAGGGUUCUGAGCGAUUUCGACGACUGGCUGAAGAAGGGGCGACUUCAUAGCGGUAUAGACGACGUGAAAACUAUAUGCUCUUUAACGUCAGCUAUUGCUCAGGAAGGAUAUGUUUUCAGGUUCGUUCUAGAAGAUAUU